AUGACCCAGCCAGCUACUUUGGCGUCGGAUUAUUCCAACGAGGUUGCUCAGGAGCCAAUAGAGCACAGAUUCAACCCUUACACAGGCAUUGCAGGUGAGGACUUUGCCGUUCUUGCUGGUGACACAAGAAAUACAUCCGGCUACAACAUUAAUUCGCGUUAUGACCCAAGAGUUUUCGAUGUGGGAGACAAUCUAUUGCUCACAGCCAACGGUUUUGCAGCAGACUCUGCUCAAUUGAUCAGCGUGUUCAAGAAUCAAUUGGAAUGGUACCAUUUUGAUCAUAACAAGGCAUUGAGUCCCCAGAGCGCAGCCAGAUUCAUACAGCAUCUUCUUUACGGUAAGAGAUUCUUCCCAUACUACGUUUACACGAUUCUAGCCGGAUUGGACGAGGAAGGCAAAGGUGCCAUUUAUUCAUUUGACCCUGUUGGAUCGUAUGAAAGAGAACAAUGUCGUGCUGCUGGAGCUGCUUCCUCAUUGAUCAUGCCAUUUUUGGAUAACCAGGUGAAUUUCAAGAACCAGAUGGAUCCUGCUAGUCAUGGAACCGAGAAAAGACCAUUACGAUACUUGUCAUUGGAAGAAGUUAUACAACUUGUGAGAGAUGCAUUCACGUCUGUCACCGAAAGACACAUACAGGUUGGUGAUGGUUUGGAAAUUCUUAUUGUUACAAAAGAUGGUGUCAAGACCGAGUACUACCCAUUGAAGAAAGAUUGA
Messenger RNA from Ogataea philodendri, 711 nucleotides. RefSeq lists its product as uncharacterized. The record is from RefSeq and is a predicted model, not a curated record. The coding region runs from base 1 to 711 and encodes 236 amino acids. Gene Ontology annotation, cellular component: proteasome core complex. The transcript has 2 exons. Lineage: Eukaryota; Fungi; Ascomycota; Pichiomycetes; Pichiales; Pichiaceae.